Messenger RNA from Carcharodon carcharias (great white shark), 1011 nucleotides. RefSeq names its product POU class 4 homeobox 3 (gene pou4f3). Gene Ontology annotation, molecular function: DNA-binding transcription factor activity, RNA polymerase II-specific; RNA polymerase II cis-regulatory region sequence-specific DNA binding. Lineage: Eukaryota; Metazoa; Chordata; Chondrichthyes; Lamniformes; Lamnidae. The transcript has 2 exons. Gene Ontology annotation, biological process: regulation of transcription by RNA polymerase II. The record is from RefSeq and is a predicted model, not a curated record. The coding region runs from base 1 to 1011 and encodes 336 amino acids.
AUGAUGGCCAUGAACAGCAAGCAGCACUUGAGCAUGCAUCCAAUUCUCCAGGAACCCAAAUACCCGAACCUGCACUCCAGCUCCGAGGCCGUGAGGAGAGUUUGCCUCGCAACCCCACCGCUGCAGGGCAAUAUAUUCGGCGGCUUUGAUGAGAAUCUGUUAGCCCGCGCUGACGCUCUGGCGCCUGUGGAUGUGGUAGCCCACAACAAGAAUCAUCACCACUUCAAACCGGACAUCACCUAUCAUACCAUGAGCAGCGUCCCCUGCAGCUCGACCACUUCGACGCUGCCCAUCUCUCCUCCGUCGACCAUCUCCUCCCAUCAUGUCCACCCGGGCCACCAGAUAUUGGACGCCGACCUCCUGGACAUCUCUCCGAGCCUGGCAGCCCUGGGGGGGCCAGACCCCUCGUCCAUGCUCUCCACGCAAGCCCACUCCCACCACCUCAACAGCAUGGGGCACCUACACCAAGCCAUGUCAAUGGGCCACCCUCACUCCUUCGCCACCCACAACGGCAUGCCGUGCAUCAACGAGGUGGAGGCAGACCCCAGAGAGCUGGAAGCUUUUGCCGAGAGGUUUAAACAGAGGAGGAUCAAGCUGGGGGUGACACAGGCUGAUGUCGGGGCCGCCCUGGCCAAUCUGAAGAUCCCCGGGGUGGGAUCACUCAGCCAGAGUACCAUCUGCAGGUUCGAAUCGUUGACUCUCUCGCACAAUAACAUGAUAGCACUGAAACCGGUGCUGCAGACCUGGCUGGAAGAGGCGGAGAACGCCUACCGGGAGAAGGCGAACAAGCCGGAGAUGUUCAGCUCCAACGAGAGGAAGCGCAAACGGACCUCGAUCGCGGCUCCGGAGAAACGGUCUCUGGAAGCUUACUUCGCCAUCCAACCCCGGCCCUCGUCGGAAAAAAUCGCAGCGAUCGCAGAGAAACUCGACCUGAAGAAAAACGUCGUGAGGGUCUGGUUUUGCAAUCAGAGACAGAAACAAAAGAGAAUGAAAUAUUCAGCAAAUCACUGA